Molecule: messenger RNA, 3153 nt
Organism: Striga hermonthica
Lineage: Eukaryota; Viridiplantae; Streptophyta; Magnoliopsida; Lamiales; Orobanchaceae
Source: the annotation of a GenBank genome assembly
AUGGACAGCGUACAGGAUCUGAUCGAGGAAGCUAAACUCCGGACGGUGUGGUGGGUUCUCUGUAUAUUCGCAGUGUCUUACUUCUUGACGCAUACUAGUAAAUCCAUGCUAAUGAAUAUUCCCAUAGCGAUACUCUUCCUCGCUGGACUAAGGAUAUUGCUUAAUGAGGUGGAAUUCCGCUGGAAGGUUCGGAAUAACAGACCAGUUUCUUACUUGUCACAUUUAGAGAAGAAGCAGCUUUCAGUGAAUGAUCCUCGUCUUACUACCCCGCCAGCUCCACCAAAGUGGAAAAGGAAAAUAGAUUCUCCUGUUGUGGAAGCAGCUAUUGAGGAUUUCGUCAACAAGCUUUUGCAUGACUUUGUCAUUGAUUUGUGGUAUUCUGAUAUCACACCUGACAAAGAGGCACCAGAGCUAAUACAUGGUAUAGUCAUGGAUGUUCUUGGUGAAGUAUCUGCGAGAGUGAAAGAACUAAACCUUGUUGACCUGUUAACAAGGGAUGUAGUUGACUUGAUAGGGGAUCAUCUUGAUCUCUUCAGAAGAAACCAGGCUGCCAUCGGAGUGGAUGUUAUGGGCACAUUGUCUUGUGAAGAAAGGGAUGAAAGAUUGAAACACCAUCUUAUGGCCUCGAAGGAGCUUCACCCUGCUUUGAUAUCUCCAGAGUGUGAGUACAAGGUUCUACAGCGGCUCAUGGGCGGGCUUUUAGCUGUUGUGCUUAGACCAAGGGAGGCCCAGUGUCCCUUAGUCAGAUGCAUUGCUCGUGAACUCUUAACAUGCUUGGUAAUGCAACCUGUUAUGAAUUUUGCAAGCCCCGAGUAUAUUAAUGAGUUGAUUGAAUACAUUAUCCUUGCUUACAACAAUGAGGGGGGCACAGAUGCCACUGAUAACUUUUCUAAUGUGGAGGGUCAUAAACGUCAGCAGACAGAUUCUGGAGAACAUGGUCAAAACAGUGAAUCCGAUUUGAAAAAAAAUACACCUUCUAACAAUCAAGGCACUGACUUGUCUUUGGUUCAACCUGAGUAUAAAAGGAAGAAGCUUGAGUUGGGUGACUCUGGUGAUCUUUUAACUGGCACAAUGCUGGAUGAAAACAUACACACUGGGCAUGCUGAGUGGGCUAAAGUGUUUGAGGCGGCAACCCAAAGAAGAACUGAAGUUCUAAUGCCCGAAAAUCUUGAAAACAUGUGGACAAUAGGAAGAAACUAUAAAAAGAAACUCCAAAAGAAAGGUUCUCCGGAGCAUCAUGCUCCGGAAGUUACAGGUUUGGCAAACAGCACAUUUGCUACAAAAGACUUGGUGACUGGAGCGUCUAAGCGGAGGCCUGAAAUAUAUGACCGAGUAGAAGACAAAGUUCAUAUGCAACUACCGCCCAGGCCCCAACAAGAUACUCGACCGAGUGAUCUCGGUACUGAUGCUUUAAGCAGUUCUCAAGAGCUUAACAAGGAUGUGUUUCCGAAGGAUAAAACCUCUAGUUUACAUGAGUUGGAUAUUUCCCGAGAAAGUAAAAAUAGGCUCAAACGAUCAAACAGCACAUCUGACUUGAAAAUUCAGCCCACCCUGGAAAAUAUUCUUGCCACUAAAAGCAGUACUCCCAUCAUUAAUGAAUAUUAUAGUGCAGAUGUUGAUAAACUUAACAUGCAGAACAUUAGUAGUGGUUCGGAUAUGGUAUUACGCCAUGAAGGGAUGCAUAUCCCAAAGCUCAGAUGUAGGGUGGUUGGAGCGUACUUUGAGAAACUUGGCUCAAAAUCUUUUGCAGUUUACUCUGUUGCUGUGACCGGUGCAGAUAACACCACACGAUUUGUGAAAAGAAGAUACCGGAACUUCGAGAGAUUGCAUAGGCAUCUUAAGGAUAUCCCCAAUUAUACAUUACAUUUGCCUCCUAAAAGGAUAUUCUCUUCAAGUACAGAGGAUGCCUUUGUCCACCAGCGCUGCAUACAGCUUGACAAGUAUCUUCAGGAACUCUUGUCAAUUGCUAAUGUUGCUGAGCAACAUGAGGUGUGGGAUUUUUUAAGUGACUCCUCCAAGAAUUACUCUUUUGGGAAAUCUCCUUCUGUGAUGAGGACUCUGGCUGUCAAUGUUGAUGAUGCUAUGGAUGAUAUCGUACGCCAAUUCAAAGGGGUAUCUGAUGGCCUUAUGUGGAAAGUUGGUGGCUCACCUUCAUCUUCUUUUGGACAAACUUCUUCUGUUGCGCCCAAAAGUCUUUCCUGGAAUGCUGAUGAUAUAAACAAGUUGACUUUAAGGCCAAGUACCUCAGAGUCUCUGAACAGUUUCUCUGACAAUGAUGAUGGGGAUAAAGAUGUGGGCCAUGACGAACAAGAAGUCGAGGCUGUGACCCGAGCUAGUGGUCUACAUUCAGACUAUGAGUUAAGCUCAAAGGGGUUCCCAACAAGGGUGGUUAAGCACGAUGAAGAUGUUGGUAACUUUGUUUCCGAAGAGAUAGCUCGUUCGAGGUCAAAAUCGGAGUUCAAUUCCAUGAGCAGAUAUCCAGAACAAAAUAUGUCCUUAUCGUAUGUCCCUCAAGAGGACCCAACUGGGGUUCCUCCAGAGUGGACGCCUCCAAAUUUGAGUGUUCCAGUUCUGAAUUUAGUUGAUAAUGUAUUUCAGCUCAAGAGAAGGGGCUGGCUAAGGAGGCAGGUGUUUUGGAUAUCAAAGCAGAUAUUGCAGUUGGUCAUGGAAGAUGCCAUUGAUGACUGGCUGUUGAGGCAAAUCCAAUGGCUCCGCAGGGAGGAUGUUAUCGCACAAGGGAUUCGGUGGGUCCAAGAUGUUCUGUGGCCUGGUGGCACAUUCUUCCUGAGAUUGCGUGCUCAAAAUCAACAAAGUGGCUGUGAAGAAUCCCAGCAGACGAGGCAAUCUGGAGGAACGAGGGUCCCACAACCUGGGUCUUUCGAACAACAGCUUGAAGCUGCCCGCAGGGCUAGUGAUGUGAAGAAGAUGAUAUUCAAUGGUGCUCCCACAACUCUGGUCAGCUUAAUCGGGAACAAGCAAUACAGGCGUUGUGCUAGAGAUAUUUACUAUUUUCUUCAGUCCACAGUUUGUUUGAAGCAACUUGGCUACGGAAUUCUGGAACUUGUUCUGAUAUCUAUUUUCCCUGAAUUACGUGAUGUCGUGAUGGAUAUUCACGAGAAGAAUGAAUGUUUGAAGAAAAUUGGUGUUUCUUAG